Molecule: messenger RNA, 1339 nt
Organism: Gavia stellata (red-throated loon)
Lineage: Eukaryota; Metazoa; Chordata; Aves; Gaviiformes; Gaviidae
Product: synaptotagmin-15
Exons: 8
Coding region: 1-1257 (418 amino acids)
Biological process (GO): regulation of calcium ion-dependent exocytosis; cellular response to calcium ion; calcium-ion regulated exocytosis
Molecular function (GO): calcium ion binding; phosphatidylserine binding; calcium-dependent phospholipid binding
Source: RefSeq, a predicted model, not a curated record
AUGCCCGAACAAGCAGUUGCUGUUGCUGGAGGUAUAAUAGGAGGGAUCCUUUUGUUUGUUCUCAUUGGAGUAACGGUGUACCUGCUCUGGAAGAAAUUUUGCUGCCUCCUUUCUUAUGAAAAGCUAACCAGUCCUGUCAAACCAACAAAUGCAAAUGCCAUUUUUCAGGAUCAGUCAACUUCUGAAAUUCAACUAAAAAGCACAAGCAGAUCCAGAAGCAUUCCAUUUAUCAUUCCACCAACACUGCAUGGGCAAGACUGGAUUAACCUGACGAACGAAGAACAGGUUCAAGAUGACAGUGACCCCUACAUGAUUCCUCAGCCUGGGCCACGGUCAUCAUUUCAUUCUUUGGCCGGAGCUUAUGUUGUAGGGACCAUUAACCCAGAGUUGUACAAGUUUCCUGAAGACAAAAGUGAGAUGGAUUUUCCUGAAGGCAACAUUGGCCGCCUCUGGUUCUCCAUAGAAUACGAGCAAGAAUCAGAAAGACUCCUCGUCUCCUUGAUCAAAGUCAGAAAGCUGCAGCCUCCUGCUGAUCCCUGUAGUCCCUUUGUGAAAAUCUACUUGCUGCCUGAUGAAAGAAGCUACUUGCAGUCCAAAACAAAACGCAAAACCCUUAACCCACAGUUUGAUGAAAACUUUGUUUUUCAGGUUUCCAGUAAAAUGUUGUUCCAAAGGACUCUGAAGUUUUUGGUUUACCAUGUUGAUAAAGAGAAGAAGCAUCAUCUCCUAGGCCAAGUUAUCUUCCCACUGAAAAAUGAAACAUUAACUGAUGACAACAAACUAGUCAUAUGGAGAGAUCUGGAGAAAGAAAACUUGGAGCCUCCUUCAGACUACGGUGAUAUCCAGUUCUCCCUCAGCUACAAUGACUACCUGGGCCGUCUCACUGUAGUGGUUCUGAGGGCAAGGGGAUUGAAGCUCCAGGAGGAGAGCCAUGCUGUCAGUGUGUAUAUCAAAGUCUCACUAAUGAACCAUAAUAAAUUCAUCAAAAGUAAAAAGACAGCAGCUGUUCUGGGAUCUCCCAAUCCAGUGUAUAAUGAAACCUUCAGUUUCAAGGCAGAUCAGACAGAGCUGGAUACAGCAAGCCUGAGUCUAUCUGUGCUCCAGAGUAUCAAAGGAGAAAAAACACAUCUGCUAGGACGUGUAGUAGUUGGGCCUUUCAUGUAUACCCGCGGCAAAGAACUAGAACACUGGAAUGAAAUGAUCAGCAAGCCCAAAGAGUUGGUUAAACGAUGGCAUGCUCUCUGCCACAGCAUGUAAACAGCACAGAUUAAAAACACAACCUUGAAAAGGAAAAGCUCUCAUCAUCUUUCAUAAUCUAACGAUAAAGGGUACAAAAUCU